Messenger RNA from Mercenaria mercenaria, 2274 nucleotides. RefSeq names its product methionine--tRNA ligase-like. The record is from RefSeq and is a predicted model, not a curated record. Gene Ontology annotation, biological process: methionyl-tRNA aminoacylation. Gene Ontology annotation, cellular component: cytosol; aminoacyl-tRNA synthetase multienzyme complex. The coding region runs from base 1020 to 2192 and encodes 390 amino acids. Gene Ontology annotation, molecular function: ATP binding; methionine-tRNA ligase activity. The transcript has 17 exons. Lineage: Eukaryota; Metazoa; Mollusca; Bivalvia; Venerida; Veneridae.
CGACGGCAAACCACUUACAACUUCACAGGUGAGAGACCAGCUGUCAGAGGUUGUAAAACAAGGAGCAACAGCAGGGGAACCAAUAGGGCUCUUCACAAUGGAACACAGAGAUAACUGGGCAAAUGUAUAUAAGAAACUGAUUCAAGUUUAUAGUAGGAGAGGAUGGUUACAGUGGAUUGAACUACGAACAUACAACAGCUGAGGGACCACCUAUAAUACAUCUCAUGGAUCAUUGUAUGAAAUAUAUGACACUUUAAGUUUGACAGUAGAACAUGACAGCCCCAGUUCAACUAUAGAUGGUUUGAUCAUAGACACAGUUUAAGUGUUUGGUGUAAGGACAAAAGCCACUGUUGUGUAUAUAGGUGAUAAAGCGCAUACGCAGCUACACUAUGACAAAACAACAAGGGUACUGGAGAUUACUAACCUGGCAUUACCCAUGAACCAGGACUUCCAGCUGGAAUGGAGGGAGUUACGCAGACCAACAUCUGAUGAGAUGUUACGUGUGAAUUGUUUCCCGGAUAAGGACAAUCGGCAUAUAUCUGUAGCAGAAUGUAAAAAUAGAAGCUGUCUGUUUGAUCCUUCAACAGAUUUGCCAUAUUUUAUACCAAAGUGCCAUAUUGAUAGAGUCCUUGCAGACAGAUUUGUGGAGGGUAUUUGUCCAUUGUGUUCCUUUGAAGAUGCCAGGGGAGACCGGUGUGAUGCUUGCGGGAAACUUAUUAACGCCACUGAGUCGGUGAAAUCAAAAUGUCGAGUCACAAUUGCAGUCUCACCUUACCAAGGUGUUUGAGUCUGGUACCUGGACUAACAAUGCUAAGGUGAUCACUAACUCGUGGAUUAGAGAUGGGCUCAAACCCAGGUGUAUCAGUAGGGACUUGAAAUGGGGAACACCUGUACCUCUAGAGGGGUACACUGAUAAGGUAUUUUAUGUGUGGUUUGAUGCUCCAAUUGGAUACCUCUCUAUCACGGCCAACUACACGGAGCACUGGGAACAUUGGUGGAGAAACCCAGAUAAUGUGGAGAUGUACAACUUCCUCGGCAAGGAUAAUGUCCCCUUCCAUAGUGUAAUAUUUCCUGCUACACUUCUAGGGGCUCAGGACAACUAUACCAUAGUCAGCCAUAUGUCUGCAACUGAGUACUUGAAUUAUGAAGAUGGCAAAUUCUCUAAAAGCCGAGAAACAGGUGUGUUUGGGGACCAGGCAAAGGACACUGGGAUACCUGCAGAUAUUUAUAGAUUCUACCUCCUCUAUGUCAGACCUGAAACACAGGACAGCAGCUUUAGCUGGGAUGACUUUUUGUUGAAGAACAACAGUGAGCUGCUAAAUAAUCUAGGCAACUUUAUUAACAGGGCAUUAACAUUUGUGAGCAACAGUUUUGGCGGGACUAUACAAGAAAUGGUGCUGAAUGCUGAUGACUACAAUCUUCUAGCAUUGGUCAACAGGGAGCUGAAAACAUACAUAGACAACAUGGAAUCUGCGAGAUUGAGAGAUUCCAUCAGAAACAUUCUGAGUAUCUCCAGGCUAGGAAACCAGUUUAUGCAAGAAAAAAAACCAUGGGUGCUUGUAAAAGGAAGCGAUGCAGAUAAAAGACUGAUUCUUGUGAGCACACUUGAUGGCAAGUUAUCUGCCCUUGACGUGAAGGAGGAAGGCAAGUUGUUAUGGAGUGUUGCAGCUGACUCAAGACCACUUCUGUCAUCAAGUAUCAGCAAACUGGAAAUAAUGCAUGAGGGAGUACCCACGAGGUACAUUCCAUCGUUGAACGGAGGUCUGUAUCGUUAUGAUGGGGAGAGCAUAGAGGCUGUACCGUUAUCUGUCGAUACCUUGCUGAGCUCCACAUUCAAACUUGCUGAUAAUACCAUGAUGAUAGGAGGAAAAGAUUUAGUCACAUAUGGCCUAGAUCCACAUACAGGACAGGUAAGAUAUGCAUGUGGUGUAAAGGGAUGUCAGACAUUUGGUGAACAAGUUAUGAAUGAGGAAGAUCUGUUGGUUGUCAGCAGACAAACACAAACUGUCAGGGCAGUCGAUUCUCGGUCAGGUUCAGAGAAGUGGAAUUUUAGUGUUGGGGAGCAUGAACUAACAUGUAAUAAAGGUCAAAGACAGGUCAUCUCUAGUGACCAUGACAAUAUGGAAGAAGAAGUAGAUAUAGUCACUUGUGAUUUAGAAGUGAUGUGCGGGUCUUCUAUGAGAAUAUGGUAGUUACUGUGGUUCAGAGAUUCUACCCUUCAGUCACUGAGAUUCCUGAAACCAAACCUAAGGGAUACUGUCUCACCUGAAGAAG